Messenger RNA from Scheffersomyces stipitis CBS 6054, 2091 nucleotides. Its product is annotated as pheromone-regulated protein. The transcript is spliced from 2 exons. The coding region runs from base 1 to 2091 and encodes 696 amino acids. Lineage: Eukaryota; Fungi; Ascomycota; Pichiomycetes; Serinales; Debaryomycetaceae. Gene Ontology annotation, biological process: transmembrane transport. The record is from RefSeq and is a predicted model, not a curated record. Gene Ontology annotation, molecular function: transmembrane transporter activity.
AUGAAGAGGUUGAACUUUGCCGAGUUGAAUGACGAAGCCAGGAACCUCAUUUCGUCUCACGUUGCCCAUGCUUCACAUACGCAUGAAAAGACGACCAGAGAAGGUUCCAGUAGCGAUCAUCAAGCAAAUAUUUCGACAGAAGACCCGCAAUCAGAACUAAUAACUUCUGAGAAUAGAGAAGAUUCUUCACCUGGACUUCAUCGAAGCCACGAAAGUAGUAGUUCUUCUUUCUAUGCACCCAAUCCAGACUUGUUUCUUCGUAGAGAGGACCAGCCAGAAUAUGACCAGCAGGACUUCAUGUUGGACGAAGCAGAAGACGGAUAUGUUCCUCCACCUCGUCACGUUCAUGCUGGCGUUCUUUCGUCAUUAUUGAAGCUAUACCAGAAUCCACAAUAUUCCAAAUCUGCCACCAGUUUUGGAACCUCAUCCCGAACUCCAACGCUAGCGGAGGAAAGCACUUUCGACGAGAGCAUUAUCGGAUCUUCCAAGGGCUCCACUCUCGACUUUUCAAAGUUGAAACACGGUAUAAUGAAUGCACCCAAAAACAUGUCUCAAACAGCUCAGAAAAUGUCCAAAAUAAUCCCCGGUAAAAGUAGCAAAAUCAACAGAAACAGUGAACAUGAAAAAGGUCUGUUCAAUGAAAAAGACUCUGAGGGAUUCCAGCUUCCCUCGUUCCAGAAUGCCAAACCAAAGCAUCCCAAGAAACCACCAGUUUCCAAGAACAUCAAAAAGUUGACCAACCACAGGAAACAAGAACAACUCCGUAUCACAGUUCACGUCGCAGACAUCUUGCAACGACAAAGAUUCAUCAUCAGAAUGUGCAGGGCUUUGAUGUUGUUUGGAGCUCCCACCCAUAGACUCGAAGAAUAUUUGAUUAUGACAAGCAGAGUGUUGGAAAUUGAUGGCCAGUUCAUCUACUUUCCUGGGUGUAUGAUAAUUUCGUUUGGUGAUGCCACCACAAGAACGUCAGAAGUUCACAUGGUACGGUGCGUGCAAGGUUUGAACUUGUCGAAAUUGCAAGAUACCCACAAGAUCUACAAAGGCGUUAUCCACGACUUGAUUGGUGUGGAAGAUGCUGCACAGAGAAUCGAAAACUUGUUGAAGAGCAAAAACUUAUAUCCAGCCUGGUUCUGUGUUUUCGUAUAUGGAAUGGGAUCUGCUGCUGUUUGUCCCUUUGCUUUUGGUGGUGGCUGGACAGAUAUUCCUAUUUCAUUUGCUGUUGGAUGCUGUGUGGGAUACUUGCAGUUCUAUCUUGCUUCGAUGUCGAACUUGUACUCUUCUGUAUUUGAAGUCACUGCGUCUAUCGUAGUCUCAUUCAUUUCAAGAGGUAUUGGUUCCAUCAAGGGUGGUGAUAUAUUCUGCUUCUCAGCCAUUGCCCAGGGUAGUUUGGCGUUGAUUUUACCAGGUUAUAUCAUCUUGUGUGGCUCCUUGGAGUUGCAAUCUCGGAAUUUGGUGGCUGGCUCGGUUAGAAUGUUCUACGCCAUCAUAUACUCGUUGUUUUUGGGAUUUGGGAUAACUUUGGGUGCUGCUUUGUACGGCUGGGUAGACAAGAAUAGCGUUUCGGUUAACACCUGUGCAGCUGACCACUCUUUGAAUGACAAAUGGAAGAUCUUAUUUGUUCCUCUUUUUGCUCUAAGCCUUGGUCUUAUCAACCAAGCCAGAUGGCUGCAGGUUCCGGUGAUGCUUAUUAUUGCCAGCAUUGGCUACAUCGGGAACUUCUUUGCCGGAAAGCAUUUCAGCACUGUCACCGAGUUCACAGCUUGUAUCGGAGCCUUCAUUGUAGGAGUCUUGGGAAACUUGUACUCGAGAAUAUGGCGCGGAAUGGCUGUGAGUGCAAUGUUACCUGCGAUUUUCGUACAAGUGCCCUCUGGUAUCGCUUCGAAAUCGUCUUUAAUCUCGGGAGUACAAGCAGCUGAUCAGCUCACCAAAGGCAACGGAACUACAGCAGUUCAAAAUACAGAUUAUGCAAGUUCGCUCAGUUUUGGAGCGACAAUGGUAGAGGUUUCAAUUGGGAUUAGUGUGGGACUUUUUGCGGCAGCUUUAGUGGUUUAUCCAUUUGGAAAAAAGAAGACUGGUCUCUUUACAUUAUAG